Messenger RNA from Octodon degus (degu), 1380 nucleotides. It is a transcript of the gene Cxcl8, whose product is annotated as C-X-C motif chemokine ligand 8. Gene Ontology annotation, molecular function: CXCR chemokine receptor binding; chemokine activity. The transcript is spliced from 4 exons. Gene Ontology annotation, biological process: chemokine-mediated signaling pathway; cellular response to lipopolysaccharide; neutrophil chemotaxis. The record is from RefSeq and is a predicted model, not a curated record. NCBI's taxonomy places the organism in Eukaryota, Metazoa, Chordata, Mammalia, Rodentia, Octodontidae. The coding region runs from base 77 to 382 and encodes 101 amino acids. Gene Ontology annotation, cellular component: extracellular region.
AGAGAACAGGAGCUUUGAGCUUCGAACACAAGAAUCAGCAGGAAGCCAGAAGAAAGCUCUCCUCCUCCGAGCCAACAUGCCUUCUAAGCUUGCAGUGGCCUUCCUGGCAGCCUUCCUUCUCUCCACAGCUCUGUGCGAGGUUAUGGUUGUGACAAAGCUUACUACGGAGCUUCGAUGUCAGUGCAUCAAGACUCAUCCCACACCGUUCUCCCCCAAAUUUAUCAGAGAAUUGAAAGUGAUUGAGAGUGGGCCACUCUGUGACAGGACAGAAAUCAUUGUGACACUCAGUGACAAAAGACAGCUCUGCCUGGAUCCCAAGAAAAAGUGGGUGCAACAGAUUGUGAACAUAUUCUUGAAGAGGGCUGAGAACAAAGAUUCUUGAAAGAAAAUGCACUCUCCAUGACCAUCAAGAAACUCUCAGUGAAGACACCAUGGACAAACAAACAAAUCUACUUCAUUUCUUCCUAUAUUGCAUGGAUCUGCUGUGAGGUUGCCAGCUAAAACACUGGAUGCCCAACUGAGUUCAAAUUUCAGAAGACAGUGAAUAGUUUUUUCACUGUACCAUGCAAUAUCUAGGGCACGCAUAUAUUUGAAGUUAUGCAUUUUAAUCUAUGAAAAAUUGUAUAUCUUAUUUUAACUAUAAGGGUCUUUUAGAUAUUGCAUGGGACAUUGCAAAAAGGGUGAAAUUGAGAUCAAGGGCUAGGAGAAUAGGUGGCCUUCCACUACAGGAAUUGGUCAUUAGAAAAGUGAUGCAUGAAGCAUUAAAUGAUAGAACAGCAAUGUUUUCUGUAAAUUUAAAUUUAGCUAGAAAAUCCUGACUAUUAUGAGUUAAAUCUGCCACCCUAGUUCUGCUGGCCAGGACCCUGGUGACCUGCCCAUCUGCAGGGAGUUCUCUUCACUCCUCAUCCGAGGAAGAAGUGUCCUCCACUGUCCUUCCUCACUGGGUGAGAUGGGGACAUAUGGGAGCACUUUAAAUUUUUUCGUGAUCAAGUAAAUUAUCCUGAAGUGUAACUAUUCAUCUAUUUAUUAUUUAUGUAUUUAUUUAAUCAUCCAAUACUGUAACAUCUCUGCAUGAAUUUGAAAAAGUGGAGAAAAAAAGAAACAUAGUUGAUAGGGUAAUGUGAUGUCAUAGUAAGUUAUUAUUUAUUUUAGAUAUUGAAUGAUAUACUCAAGGAUUUUUGAUCAGGCUAUCCAAAUUUUUUAAAAAAUACAAAUAAAAGGACAACUAGUUAAAUUUUUAUUUUAAUUUAAAAAUAAUAUUGUCGUGUGAGUACAUUGUUUAUCUGAAUUUUUAGUUGUGCCAACCAUCAGUUUUGAUAUCCUCACACUUGUCUUUUUAACUUAAAAAUACUUUUAUGUUUUCAUAAAGAUAUUCUCUAC